This is a messenger RNA of Aedes albopictus (Asian tiger mosquito), 5574 nucleotides long. RefSeq names its product synaptosomal-associated protein 25 (gene Snap25). NCBI's taxonomy places the organism in Eukaryota, Metazoa, Arthropoda, Insecta, Diptera, Culicidae. Bases 217 to 855 code for a protein of 212 amino acids. Gene Ontology annotation, cellular component: SNARE complex; plasma membrane. Gene Ontology annotation, molecular function: syntaxin binding; SNAP receptor activity. Gene Ontology annotation, biological process: synaptic vesicle fusion to presynaptic active zone membrane; synaptic vesicle priming; exocytosis. The transcript has 8 exons. The record is from RefSeq and is a predicted model, not a curated record.
CGAAUCAUCCACCAAGAGUCCAAGAGUCAGUCAACGAAGAGAACUCCGACGCGAUUGAUUGCUUGUGUUGCCGUGGUUAUUCUGCGUGUGCGCCCCUCUCUGUUGGAGAAAAAGUUGGAGUUUUUCCCUGUGAAGCAAGAAGAAUCCGUUCCGUUGUUCCGGUUCAGGAGCCAAGAAUUCCGUUGACGAAGCGACAAAACCUACCUAGUAACAAGAAUGCCAGCUGCAGUGCCCGCAGAAAAUGGAGGUGGAGCUCCAAAGACAGAGCUGCAGGAGCUUCAGCUCAAAUCGCAGCAAGUGGUGGAUGAAUCCCUGGAUAGUACCCGGCGUAUGCUGGCACUAUGUGAAGAGAGCACUGAAGUGGGAAUGCGUACCAUCGUCAUGCUGGACGAACAAGGAGAACAACUGGAUCGAAUCGAGGAGGGCAUGGACCAGAUCAACGCCGACAUGCGAGAAGCCGAGAAGAAUCUCAGUGGCAUGGAGAAAUGCUGCGGCAUUUGCGUAUUGCCUUGCAAUAAGAGCGCAUCUUUCAAGGAGGACGACGGCACAUGGAAAGGUAACGACGACGGUAAAGUUGUGAAUAAUCAACCACAAAGAGUUAUGGACGACCGUAAUGGACUAGGACCACAAGCGGGUUACAUUGGAAGAAUAACGAACGACGCCCGAGAAGACGAGAUGGAGGAAAACAUGGGCCAGGUGAACACCAUGAUCGGUAACUUGAGAAACAUGGCCCUUGAUAUGGGAUCCGAACUUGAGAAUCAGAACAGGCAGAUUGACAGAAUCAAUCGUAAGGGCGAUUCCAACGCGACCAGGAUAGCAGCCGCGAACGAAAGGGCUCACAGUCUCCUGAAAUAAGCAAGUCUACGAUGCAAGGAACAAGAAAAAGGGGUUGAGGUAUUUCGGCUAAGUUUGUAUGUAUGAUAAGCAAGUGCAUCGCGAAUGUAUGUAAUAGCGAAGUGAAAGUGGAGAUCUCUAUCAUUUAAUCGAUUGCAAAAUCAACCAGAACAAAAUAUGUUUGGUUUGUUCUCUCAUUUUCAAAGUGAACUUCAUGUAAAAUAGAACAUUGGCCCUUUAGAAACGGAGAAGUUUAUGUUAGGAAUUUUAGAAAGGAAAUUGAUAUAAAUUAGAAUAUGUUUCCCUAAACUCAUGUGCUUUUUAAAAGCAAGACCUAAUUAGUGAUACACAACAAAUUACGAAACCUAAUUUUCAAUUAAUGCGUAACAAGUGAAACAUCAUUGAUCACUGUAAUCUUCUGAAGUUAAAGAGAAUCUCGAUAUGGAAGCACUUAACAAAUAAUAUGUAUUACUAAAGUAAUCUUGUAUAAAUUACAAACCAAAUCCGCUUGUUAAAUUAUAUACAUAUAUACAAUAAAUAUAUUAUGGAAAUAACAAAUAAAUAUUUCAGAUUCCAAAACAAACAAAGUUAAAAAGUAAUACACUAGCAUUUAAUGGAUAUCGAACAUUGCUUUAUAUUUUUCGUAUAAUUUGAGUGAUGCUGAUCGUUGUGAGUGCAGUUCGAUUGUUAUAGUAGGGUGCAAAUCAAAGAGGAAAAGAGGUUAGAACAUGUAAAUCGUAUCCUGCAAAAUGCGACAGACGAGAGAUAACGCAACGACGGAGCAAAGGUUGUUGAGCAGUUGGUCGAAAUUUCCACGAAGAAGAAAAAAAUGUUGGGACCAAUAUCCGAUGAGAUUAAAUAAAACCACCAACGCAUCCGUUGGUAAUAGCUACCGAAAAAAUGUUGAGUGGCGUGUUAAUCGGAAAACCAAUGAACGGUUCAUCUGGACGGCUGGUGGUGUACAAAUCGAUGAUUUUCAUUCUUCCGAACCUUAGCGAUGAACAAAGCAGCAAACAAAUACAUUCCUGUGUUGAACAAAAUGCCUUUAUUUCGUUUGAAGUUCGUGAAAUUGUAAUCAUGUUUCAAAGAUUGCUACUAUCGUUAGUAUUUCCAGUAUUACUCAAUCAAACUAUUGCUUGACACUCAAAACACAACGAAAGAAUGAAAAUCAUAUGGAUGGAGACUAUUUGCAGCCAGGCUCGUUCCAGCACUAAAAAAAAGAUCGGUUUUGCCCGACAUUUGUUGACGAUUCUUAGGAAAAAUUGUUACCCGUUUUUACGUUUUGAGCGUUUGCGAAACUGAGCAAAGAUAGUUAAAACGAAGCAAUAUUGGUCUUUAUACCACUAAAUGUGCAUUUUGUGAUUGGAAAUCGAGUGAUUAUUUAACCCUGUAUUAUUGAGAUAUAUUCCAUUAUGAGACAAACUUAGACAGUCAUUUGCUGGUUAGCGAGAUUCAAUGAAACUUUCAAAGCAUUAUUCGUUUUCUUUUGUUUUCUUCCUAUUGGGUACAAAGUUUUCAAUUUGCGUGAUAAUAAAUGACGCAUGUCGUUGUGGACUAAUUAACAAGCAGUUUGAUAAUUUCUUGCGCUGUAUUUUUUUUAGAAAACUGCGUUUACACGCAAGGAUUUCAUGUGGCAUUUUAGUGUACAUUAACAAAUUGGCAUUUACAAUUAAAAUUUAAAAAAGGAGCGAAAAGGCGUGUGUAACAGAAGCUCUGAUGAAAUCAACAAAAAGAAUUACUUUUUAAGCAGAUCACUAUUAAAAUAAUGUUUUCCAAAAGAAUUCAUUCGUCGUCACGAUUGUUGCCAUACAUUCGACGUAAUUAUCAUUUCUUCCCACCGAAUGAAAUGUAUGCAAUUCGCAUUAAAAUCACUAUCAUAAUACUACCUUAUUUCGGAUUGAAGUAAAGUUAAACCAAAAUUAUCAAAAAAGUGCACCCGAAGUUCUUAAGUACGGAUAUUGAAGCAAACAACACUUUUUUCAGCCUUCCAAAACUGAGCGUUAUAGUAUUCCUAGUCAUCUCGUACAUAUUGGCAAACAGUUUUUCUCCUAGAAUGCAAUCUUUGUAUGUUAACAAAAAAGGAAAUCUAUUUAAAACGUACUCACUAGCCUGGUACACGGUUUAUAUGGGAAAAUAUAAAAAAUGGAAAAACUCCAACUCCUGUAUACUUUUCGAGCUCCAUUUUGGUCCCAUAUCAACUGUGCAAAAUUUCAGAACGAUCGAAGAAACAAUAUUUUAGCGCCCGCCAUUCUUAGUUUUUCAUACGAUUUACUAUGGGGAAAAUUUACCUCUUCAAAGAAAAAUCGCUUGAGGUCAACCAUUGAUCCCUAAAAAUAAGUCGUUGAAUGAUUUCUGUAGAUAACUUCACGAGGAAUCAGACCACCGAAGACCGCAAAGCGAUGUGACAUUCGUGGAAAAAGUUAUUAAGCCUUACCCGAUCGAUAAAAUGACGAGAUUUUAUUAUUUAUUGUUAUUCCUUACGUGUUAAACAGCGUGGGCAUGUCAUUCGGUUUUCAGUCAAUAACUUUUUCCACAUGCCUUCGAUCGCUUUGCGGUCUUCAGAGGGUUUGUUCCUCGUAAAAUUUCCAACAGAAAUCAUUCAUCGAUAUAUUUUUAAGGGUUAAGGGGCAACCUGUGGUGAUUUUUCUUUAAAAAAGUGAUUUUCCCCAUAGUAAAUCGUAUGAAAAUUUAAAACGGCUGGCGCUAAAAUAUAGUUUCUCCGAUCGAGCUGAAAUUUUGCACAGUUGAUAUGGGGCCAAAAUGGAACUCAAAAAGUAUACAGGAGUAAAAUGUUUUUUGGUGUCCCACACUAGUACUCACACAUCUAGGGAGCGCAGAGAGAGAGCUUCCACAUCUAAUCAAACGGGCAAUAAAAAAGAUAUAGGCAUAGGCUGAGCAGCACCCAUUUCAAUUUAGUCGUAUUUAGCAAUGGGUGUAUGUCCUAUUCAGGAAGCCACCAUCCGGCUACAAAUGUAAAAGCAGCAGUUUAACAGGAGAAAACAUGUCCGUGCAUGCAAAGUGAAAUGCAAUAACCAACUAACACUAAAUCCAUUUGUUUUUUGUGAUUUCUUCGUUUUUACCAUAUUAUUUUGUAAACAAAAUACAUUGUAGUACAUAUUUAUUAUUUCUAUUCCAAAACUAUAGCGAAUAGCUGUGGUUGCUAAGAAUCCAAUAAUUGAUUUCAAAAAUUCUGGAUUAUUUCUUCGUAAUACUACUAAACUUGCAAUUGUACGAAACUUCCAGAGUUCUUCCUGGUAAUUCUUAAACAAAAUAUUCUGCCUAAAAUUCAUGGCGAAACGUUUGGCAAGAAUUUCCGGUUGGAUCCCUCGUGUUUCUUCCAUUUCAAUAAAAGUUUUGCUUAUUUCCUAUAUCAAAGUUCACAAACAAACUCUUCCUACAGAAGAAUCGCUUGAGAAAUUCUGAAAAAAAAAAAUCUGAACCAGAUUUAAACAGCAACAGUAUUUUUUUUUCUAAUUUAUGAUGCCUUGCUUUUGAUCAUAUUUCGGUAAAAAAAACUGCAAUUGAAAUUGUGUACUGAGGUAUAGCAAUUGGACUUUCAGUAAUCUCGUUGUCAGAGGUUUAGCCGUCUGGUACCAGUUCAUCGUUGGAAUUGUUGUUUGUUCGAUUGUAUCGAUCAUUUGAAAUGUACUAAUCUCAUCUGUACUGAAUAUUAUCCAAUUCGGCGAUGACCUGGUGCAAGAAGAUCCUAAUUGAUGUGCUAUGACUUUUUCUGCUCUUCUUUGAGUUCAACAAAACGUGAGCAACCUUUUUUUUCAUUACAGUAAACAGUCAUUUUUUUAAUUGUUUCAAUUAACACGGGUUGUUUCUAAAGGUGUUUGUUUUUGUUUUGGUUCUUUAUUGAUUUUAUUAUUUAUUAUGUUUGUUCAUCUUUUACGUCUCGUUUUACAUUUUAUUUUAUUUUAUUUCAAUAGGGCGACGACAAUACGACUCGACUCGAAGAAGCCAGCAAGAGAACUGGUCAGCUGUUACGAAGCUAACGCGGAAAGGUUUGUUUCUUCUAUUGUUAUUCUAUUGUCCCAAUUUUACUUGUUUUGUGGUGCUCUCAUUUUCUCGAAACACCGUAUAUCGGCGACACGUAUAUAACCCGUGGUCAGCAUAAGCUUUCAAUAUGUAUUAUAAACCCAACGCCAGACAUUACACUACACUGUCACAAUGGUAGUAAUGAAAUAUGAACAAAUAAAAAAUAAACUACUUGCAGCAUCCCAGGUUACGUUUAGUAAGUGGAGAAUUUAUGCAUUGGGCAUAAUUAAAACGUUGACAACAAUUCAAAUACCAGUUUAUUUUUGUUUGGUAUUGUUGAAUAAAAAUCAAUAAAUAAACAUAGCCGUCAGCUAUUGGAUUGAAAAAUAAGAACCAUAUCAUAUUCAAAACCCUUAUUAAAGGCAAAAAACCCUACUUCUGGUACGCAAAUUGUGCAUAACGGUAUUAUUAUCCGUGUUUUUGUUUCUUGCAAUUUAGAUUGCCACCUGUGGCUAGUUGUCCAAGUAACGCUCUUAAUUUAUAUCGCUCAUGUGUCAAAAUUGAUAUCUAUAGGAUAACAGAAGUUGCCACAUUCGAGAAAAGAAGUUCGGUCCAUUCAUGCUCGCGCCCUCAUGGUGGGCGAACAAUACAUCGGUUCCCUUAAAGUCGCACUUUGCUAGCAAUAAUAAUAGUAAAAUGAAAAAAAAAAAAAACAAACAAUGUGAUAUAAACGCGUUAAAAGGGAAAACUAUAAGAAAA